This is a messenger RNA of Musca domestica (house fly), 1631 nucleotides long. RefSeq names its product hexokinase type 2-like. Gene Ontology annotation, biological process: glycolytic process; intracellular glucose homeostasis; glucose 6-phosphate metabolic process. Gene Ontology annotation, cellular component: cytosol; mitochondrion. The coding region runs from base 82 to 1524 and encodes 480 amino acids. Gene Ontology annotation, molecular function: fructokinase activity; glucokinase activity; ATP binding. The record is from RefSeq and is a predicted model, not a curated record. Lineage: Eukaryota; Metazoa; Arthropoda; Insecta; Diptera; Muscidae. The transcript has a single exon.
ACAGACAUUUUGCUAGUUCCAUACUAAAAACAAUUUUCUUUUUGAAAUUUUUAAAAUUUAAAAUAUUUUUUUUUUUGCGUAAUGGAAGAAAAUGGACAUUUCCAGAGAAUUCAAGAAAUCUGUGCCCCUUUUGAAGUUAACAUCGAACAAUUGUUUCAAAUUAAGAAUCAAAUCUUGGAUGAAAUUGCAUCGAAUUUAGAAACCAAAUCAGAAUACCAAAAACCCACAAAUCUUAAAUGUUUCAAUACAUUUCUACAAGAUUUUCCACAAGGUUGUGAACAUGGUCGCUCCAUAGUUGUGAACGUAGAAGAAGAAAAUUUUCGUAUCCAUUUAUAUCAAAUGAGAGGUCAAAGAGAACCUCUCGUGCAAUCUGAAUUUUAUGAAAUAAACUCGAAAUUAUUGGAAAAUGAUGAGAAUGAGCUGUUCGUGCAUAUUGCAAAUACAUUGCAGAUGUUCUUAAAAAAGCUGCAAUUAGAACGUGAGCCAUUGGCCGUGGUCUUUGUGUUUCAGUUUCCUUUAAACAACCAAAAUUCGGAGCGAGUUAAUUUCACAGAAUAUACUAAACGUUUCGAUUUCAAGAACCAAAAUAAAGACGAUAUUGAUGUGCGUAAGUUGUUGGAGUCUAUCAUAAUGACAAAAUGUCCCAGGACCCAGGUGGUAGCAGUGAUAUCGCAAGCCACAGCGGUGUUUUGUGCGGCAACCUGGAAAUAUCCAAAUUGUGCUAUUGGAGUAUAUCUGGGUUCUGAAGAUACCAGCAUGGCUUAUAAAGAGAAAACUGGAAACUUUCCCUCUCCAAAUAAUCCCUGUCCCACAAAACCUUUCGUUGCUGUCCAUUUGGACUGGGGAGCAUUUGGUGAUAACGGUUGCCUUGAUCAUAUACGUCAUGAACUGGAUAUAAAAGUUGAUAAAUUGUCCCCUUUUCCCAGAAAACGUAUUUAUGAGAAAAUGAUUUGUGGUCAAUAUGUUGGAGAACUGGCGAGACAAAUAUUUUUAAUAUGUACCCAGCAAGGCUUUUUGUUUAAUGGAGAAAUAGGAAAACAACUCAUUACGCCCUUCUCUUUUAAUACACGACAUAUCUGCGAAGUGCUGGCUGAAUCUCCAGGCAAUUUCGACAACACCCGUUUAAUGUUUGAUCGUUUGGGCGUAAUGAAACCAACGGAUAGUGAAUGUUCAAAAGUCCAUUUUAUUUUGGAAUGUUUGGCAAAACGUUCUGCCGCCUUGUUAGCAGCUGGUUGUGCAUGUUUGGUGGAUAAAAUAUCUGAACCUGAUAUUCUGAUUGCCAUUGAAGGCAGCUUCUAUGGCAAUUGUUUGAUUUAUCAAAAAUUUGUAAGUGAGUAUCUAAGACAAUUGACCGGAGAGGGAACAAGAUUUCAAUUGAAAAAUGUGGAAGAUUCGGUUGGUCUCGGCGCAGCAGUUGUAGCUGCCAUAACUGAACAACAAAAAUUCCUUUAUCAAGCAGAGAAGGAAAACGAGUCGGAUGCACUUGGUACUGAGACGACAGAAACAACUGGAAAUGAAUUGUAAAAAAAAAACCAUUUUUAAGUGUAUCAAACUUGAUCAUUUGUGUUUAAAAUGGGAAGUUUUACUGGCAUUUAUAAACCCGCAUUUAAAUAUAUAUUUUUGAAUAUGUA